CAUCCCAUGUUUUUUAGCAGUCUUGUUUUCUAGGGUGGACAAAUGAUUAAAUAUUGUUUUAUAUCUUCGUGAAUAUAAGAAAAUAAAAGGUUUGCAUUUGUCCAUUAUAACCGCAGCACUCAAGUUUCAUAGUGUGAUGUUUUUGUGCAUAUGCAGCGGGUUGGAUUCCUCAUUAAACCGUUAACACAUGUGGUACAGAUCGGGCAGCGUGAUUACUACCUGAUCCGUGCAGUGCAAAUUGGGCAGGAGACAUUGAUCAGGCAACCACAAGUAGUCCUGGGAAGGGGAAGUGGGGUAAAAACACAGCAAACUGUAAUCUCCUACAAAAAAUGCAUGAAAAUUGGCUGGUUUGCUUUGCUCAAAAUGUUUAAUAUUUAAUAACCUUCAUUAAGCUCAGUGUUCAAUUUUUUUUGUUUGCUAAAGCUUGCCUCAUAGUUCAAAGCAAUGCCGCCAACCCUAUGUGGACUUUGAGGACUUUGAGGAAGACAACAACCUACAUGACUAUAAAUAAAUACAGAAAGGACAUUGUUCAUAUCACACUCUCCAGUGUCACCCAAAUGAGGAUGGGUUCCCUUUUGAGUCUGGUUCCUCUCAAGGUUUCUUCCUCAUAUCAUCUAAGGGAGUUUUUCCUUGCCACAGUCGCCUCAGUCGCCUCAGGCUUGCUCACUAGGGAUAAUUCUGUCUAACAUCUAGGAGCGUUUGCAUGUUUUUGUUUCUUAUGUUCUGUAAAGCUGCUUUGAGACAAUGUUCAUUGUUAAAAGCGCUAUACAAAUAAAAUUGAAUUGAAUUGAAUAGACAAAUAAUGCCCAUGUUCAUUAACAUGGUUUAAAUAAAUUAUUUGUUUAUAUUUUGGAAAAUACAACCAACAAAGUUUACCAAAAAUAUCUCAGGCAAGUACAAACAAAAAUAAUAAUUGGAGAAGUGAGUGAGAAUAAUAAAUUUUGGCAUGGUAACUAUUUCAUAUUUUCAUGUAACCGCAUGGUCUGUCGCAGGUUAUUCCUUACGUAUGCGGCGACCCAUUUUGAACACAAUGGCCUUCCAUAGAAGCGUUCGCUAUGUCAGAAUUUGAAUAGUUCACCAGUUUAGUGCCAGAGUGUGAGAGGGGCUUUCAGAAAAGGAGGAAUAAGGCUCAUGAGACAUGACCUCUCUUCAACAGUAUAGAACAGGUUUAUUCUGGAACUUGUCCAGAAAUGUGUUCUGUCAAACAGUCUUGUUCAUCACCUGUGUCAGCCCUUUCCAUAUUUCUCCCACGAUGCCCAGCUUGCGUUCGGCUUUCUCUGCCACACGCAGCACCAGCAUGCUGGGUGGCUUUCAGCGAGUCGUGACCUUUGACCGCCUGCUUGUCAAUGUGGGUGGCGACUUCAACCCAGACACAGGCAUCUUUCGUUGCAGAAUCUCUGGUGCCUACUACUUCACAUUGACCGUGGGAAGGUACCCCAAGAAAUUGCUGUCUGUGAUGCUGGUAAAGAACAGACAGGAAGUACAGGCUAUGGCUUAUAAUGAGUACAGGAAACAAGGCCGAAAGGUGCAGAGCCAGAGUGCUAUGAUUAGCCUGUUGCCCAUGGACACAGUAUGGCUGCUGGUACAGCAGAACCCAGACUAUGCCCUUUCCAGUAAUGUUGCCCCUUAUAUCACUUUCUCUGGCUAUCUAGUAUACCCAGAGUCUACAUCUUCUGUGGGAUACCUGAGCAACCACCUUGCCCCUGAGUGCCUGCCCCCUGGAGACCCCAGUUAUAGCUGGAGAGAAGCCCCUGAAUAUCUCAGGUCUGCAUUUUCAGUAGCUAGGACAUCCUCCAUGCUGGGAGAAAGCAGUAGACUUGACAAGAGGGAGGCUCUGACAUUUGAUGUGGAGUAUGUCAACAUUGGUGGCCAUUUCAACAAGUCAUCUGGCUACUUCACGUGCCGAGUGCCAGGAGUAUACUUCUUUGCUUUCACGGUAGGGAAGCACCCUCGACGGGCCGUGUCAGUGAAGUUAAUGAAAGGGACAGGCGAGGUGCAGGCCAUGGUGUUUGACGAGGACAUGUCACGAAAAAGAGAGAUGCAGAGCCAGAGUUUGUUGUUAGUACUGAACCAAGGAGACAUCAUUUGGCUUUACAGCCAGCAAGAUGAACGCUACGCUGUUUACAGCAACCAGGGACGCUACACAACCUUCACAGGGUUUCUAGUGUACCCCAAGUCUGAUUUCAUGAAUAAGGAAAGAACUUUGCAGUGAAGUCUGGACCUCACAUAGAAACCAUUAUUAGACUUACUAACAUCAUGUAUGCAUUAUACCAUCACUGAUUUUUUUUUUUCAAUCCACAAUGACUUACAAUAGAUCAAUUUUCUUUGUAUGUAUUGUACAACGUCUUAGAUUGUGCAUAUAGGACGUAGUGUUUGUAUUUUAGGCUGACCAAUAAGUUUUGUUUGCCAUCAUUUAUUUUAAAUAAACUUUAUUUUCUUUGAGUAGCUUUAUGUAAACAGGAAACAGUUAACAGGCAGAAGAGAAUUUAAAGGAUAAACAGUAAAAUAGUAGCUACUUAAAAUAAAUGUAGAUUUGAACAUGUAUUUCAUUUCAUUGGUAGGAUAUCAGUGAUGGCACUUCCAAUGUCUUUAAAAAUGUUCUUUCGCUAGCAAAAUAAAUAUUUACAUUAAUCCAGGGCUAGAGUGUCCUUCAGCUGAGAUGGCUUCAGUCUCGAGAUCUUAUAUUAAAGUGCCGUUUAUUACCUCUUCUUCAGCAGUAGGGAUUUGUGCACAUGAAGACAUUUCUAUCUCUGUCCCAGACUGAACAUUGGUUUCCAAAGCUCCAGGAACCUUAAGAAAAAUGACAGUUCUUUUCAUAAUUGCCUUAUAUGUAUUAACUGAUGUUUUAAAAAAACAGUCACUUGAAAGAAUACCGGUUUUCGAUAGUAGGACUUAAUCUCAGUGUCAGCGUAGGACACAAAGUGGAUUAAUGUGUAGAUUCUGGAAAAAAAGAGAAAGAAAUUGUGUGAUUUUUGUUCCACUGCCUUAAAAUGUGUUAUACAACAAAAAUAUUUUUACAUUCCAAGAAAGCAAGAAAUACACAGACACAUACACAAAUAACUAUUAUAUUCCGCUCCAAGGUUGCAAAAUUGUAUUUCAUUAUAACAGUCCACAUUACUUUUCUAUCAAAUGUAAAGUAUUUUAAAAAAUAACAAAAAUAAAAAUAAAAUAA
Messenger RNA from Pangasianodon hypophthalmus (striped catfish), 3172 nucleotides. It is a transcript of the gene c1qtnf13, whose product is annotated as C1q and TNF related 13. Gene Ontology annotation, molecular function: protein binding. The record is from RefSeq and is a predicted model, not a curated record. Bases 1139 to 2212 code for a protein of 357 amino acids. Lineage: Eukaryota; Metazoa; Chordata; Actinopteri; Siluriformes; Pangasiidae. The transcript is spliced from 2 exons.